CUUCACUACCGAGCUUCUCCCAUCGAUCUCCAAUGGCGGCGGCGUCGCGGCGCUUGCUCUCCUCCCUCCUCGUGCGCGCUCUCCGCCCCUCUCCUCCUCUCCGCCCUGCCGCUGCGGUCGUGCUAGCGCGCCUCGCCCCCCGCUGUGUUCCCUCGCGGCCGAAGACGACUGCGGGGUCGGGCUACUCGCCGCUUAACGACCCUAACCCUAACUUCAGCAAUCGACCUCCCAAGGAGACCAUUCUACUCGAUGGCUGCGACUAUGAGCACUGGCUCAUCGUCAUGGAGUUCCCUGAAGACCCUAAGCCAUCGGAGGACGAGAUGAUCGCAGCGUAUGUUAAAACCCUUACCGCCGUUGUUGGGAGUGUGGAGGAAGCCAAGAAGAAGAUUUACUCUGUUUGUACUACGACAUACACUGGUUUUGGUGCGUUGAUAUCGGAGGAGCUUUCUUACAAAGUUAAAGGAUUGCCAGGGGUUCUGUGGGUUUUACCUGAUUCUUACCUUGAUGUGCCAAAUAAAGACUAUGGAGGGGAUCUUUUUAUUGAUGGUAAAGUAGUGCAUAGGCCGCAAUUUCGGUUUGAUGAGAGACAGCAGACGAGAAGCAGGCCUCGCCCACGAUAUGAUCGGCGUCGGGAGACAAUGCAGGUUGAGAGAAGGGAGACAAUGUAUAGAGGAGGGCCUGGCUCACGGCAAAUGCCUCAGAAUGCGCCUCAUGGAGACCAGACUGUUGUGCCAAGAGAUGGGAAUUAAGGUUUGUUCGAAACUGUUAAUUCAGAAUAUUUUAUGGGAAAAUGUUCGAUUAUUCUGGCUUAUGAAAUAUAAUUGCAUUAUCUGUAGUACAUUUUCUCAUGUCUAAUAGUUAUAUGUGACCAAAAUUGAUCUUUUAUUGUGAUUAGACUUUGUAUUCUGUAAAUUGAAGGAAUGGAACCUCUUUUAUCGCAUUGGAUUGCACUUGUA
Dioscorea cayenensis subsp. rotundata (Guinea yam) is the source of this 956-nucleotide messenger RNA. Its product is annotated as multiple organellar RNA editing factor 3, mitochondrial. The record is from RefSeq and is a predicted model, not a curated record. Gene Ontology annotation, biological process: mitochondrial mRNA modification; cytidine to uridine editing. The coding region runs from base 33 to 749 and encodes 238 amino acids. NCBI's taxonomy places the organism in Eukaryota, Viridiplantae, Streptophyta, Magnoliopsida, Dioscoreales, Dioscoreaceae. The transcript is spliced from 4 exons. Gene Ontology annotation, cellular component: mitochondrion.